UGGCGAGGAGGCAGUAUGCGAGACGAGAGGAGUGAAGGUCGACUAUAAAGAGAGAACAGAACAGAACCGAAAUAACUAAAAUGAGGUGGAUUGAACUGUUGUAAAGAGUGUUUUAUAUAUACGCGGAGAAGAUAUGUUUCAUCAAGUGGUGGAUGGUGAUAGCAGAGGAUUGCAUACACAUUUGUAUAUCAUUCUUCCCAGCCAGUCAGUCUUGUUCCAUUGCAGACCUCUUGUUGUUGGUGGAUAAACAGCAUCGUCGUCAUAUUGUUGUGGAGACCCUUUAAGACUGCUCUGCAAACAGUACUGGAAGGAUCCCUUUUUCCACUCUCCCCGUUUGAAACCCAUCUGCUCUUCCAUGUAAAAUGUGACCAGUGUUAUGUUGUAGGCUGCCAGUUGGUAAAGGGCCGUCCGCGUGAGUGUACAGUACCACCAGCAGGAGUGCGUACAGAGCGAGUAAAUGUGAGGGAGGGAGAGAGAGAGACUUAUUGAGUACUUCAAAGUACACGUGCGUUUUCCAUACAUACGUUUUUCGUACGAGGGAAAAGGGAUGGGACACUUUAAGACGUGGGUUGUAAGAAGAGGAGAAAGUUGGGGAAUAAAUGUUGGGCAGAAGAGAAAGCUAGAUUUGUAUUAAGUGGUUUAACACAAGGGAAAUUUUGGUGAAAGGUUAAAAUGAGAAAGUGUAAUUAUACGGGAAGAAAGGAGCUUUAAAAGAAGGAGAAAGUUAUAGAGAAAGCAGAGAGCGACACAAAACUUGGAAAUGAAGACGACUUAAUAGGAAUUGGACAUUACACGCAUUUCGAAUUUACCUACCAUCUCAGCGAAACUGAUCCCACUUUUUAUCCGAAAGCUUUAUAAUUUUGAGAUUAAUGGCCCCAACUACUUCAAUCUCGUCCGAAUGUGAUACCCAACAGGACCCACGAAAUGAAUCAAACGAGUCAUCCGGGUAUGUUGCAGCAGCCCCCAGGCGUGGCCGUGCAGCAUACCGUCGUCAGCAACUACCUCCAUCCACACCCACAUCCAGGUGAGGACAUGGAAAUUUCCUCCUCCCAUCAACACCACCAACAACAACUUCCCCCUCACCCGACAUCCUGGGGGAAAUGUGACCCUGAUAAUUCCUCGUCCUCGCCGUCUUCUAAUUUUGGUGCUUCUACGACUCCUGGAUAUGGUGACUACCCGCAGCAGUGCUACUAUCCCCCCAACAAUUACCCCCACCAUCACCAACAACAUCACGACACGCCACGUCCCGAUUCGACAGAUUACCACCACACGCCUUCCGGAUUUUACAACAACCAUCAGCAUCACAACCCGCAUCACCAAGUGGACGAAGUGGGUGGGAGGGGAGAUUGUCGAGGACAAUAUUAUCCCAACCCUGCCGCCACUUCUGAUCAAUUUGUACCCUAUGAACAGAGAAAUAGUGGCAACAACACGACCCCCUCCUCCUCAUGCGCUUUGGGAGGAGGUGGUGGUCACAAUAAUGCUGGAGCUGUUAAUUUCUACGGCUAUUAUCAAAAUAGUCACAAUAACGGUCAUUACGAAGGGUAUUCUGGUGGGGAAGAGGGUGGAGAAAGUGGCUUCGUCCAUAACAGAGGAAUGGUUGGGACGCAUCGUUACUUUGACCAAAAUCAUCACCACCAACAACACCACCCAGAUGCCUACUUUCCCCCGUACGGACACAACCCGAGUAGUUCCAGAUACCCGGUGUCUGCCUCUGUCCCCAAUAAUGCGAAUUCAAAUCCAUCCCUCCCAAACAACCUGCCUCAGUACAACAAUAGUCAUCAUCACCAUCAGCAUAAUAAUCAUCACCAUCCCGGCCAUCACCACCACCCCCCGUUCAGAAGGAAGUCUAUGGAGUCGUACGUUUCUGAAGGGUACACCAACACCAAGCUUGUCGUCGGUGCUGGUAGUAGUGCUCCUGGUUUUAAUAACAAUCAAGUCCAAACUUCCGGUUUUGUGGGAGGAGGAGGAAGCAGUUCACCUUCCCAACAGCAGCAACAAACUGCCUACUGUUCGCCAGCCCCAUCCCCGUCUUCCUCCACCUCACCGGCCAUGAUGAUCAAGAGGGAAUGCUUAUCCAACCCGCCUCCACCCACCCCACCGCCUCCAAGCACAAGCUGGGUGAGAAAUUCGUCCAGCAACUCCAGUGCCAACUGUUCCAGUACGAGUGACCAUUACAACCCGCAUCACAACAACCUGUACCCCCACCAACAAUCCGCCACCUAUUCCGUCGACUUCCCCACCUUCAAGUCGUGUGCAUUCGAACAUAACAACGGUCCUGGAAGGGACGAGUGUGCUAAUAGUGAAAUGAAAUUACAAAACAAUUACGCCAUGAAACCGGGUUCUGUGAAGCAUCGGAGUUUGUCCAUCCCUGCAGGGUUACCGUCUUCGUCAACCUCGUCCCUCCUAUACGGCGGAGGACCAGGUCUUCAUCAUCACAAUAAUAGCAGUGACAUUCAAAUGGGUGGUGGUGAAAGCAUGGAGAAGGUUGAAGACUCCUCGUUGUCAUAUCCGCUCUCAUGUCAUGGAGAAAGUGGGCUCCCUUCGUGCUCCUCGUAUCAUGAGGAUCACGCCCAACAAAGUGAUAAUGAGCGCAACAAUGCUUCCCCGUAUCACACACAACAACAGCACCACUCCUCCUCGUCAUCGUCUAAUUCCUCCUCUUCGUCGUCCCAGUCUCCCUCGGGAGGAGGGAAUGAAGACUUGUCGAAUGGUGGACCCCCACCCCACCACAUUAUUCUCCAAGGUACUGACUCGACCACAGCAAACUGUGAUGAAGAUGAGGAUGGAGAAGAUGACGACGAUGACGACAAUGAUGACACCAAUCUUGACAACGAGGAAGGAGACGAAGACGACGAAGAGAUGGAAACGUCCUCCCUCCUUCACGAAUUCGACGUGGAUGACAUCCCCGAAAGCGAUAUGAUUAUUGCUGAAGACGAUGAAGACGACGAUGAUCAAGAUGUAGACAAAGCCUUUCCGGAUGAAGAUGACGAUGAAGAUUUGCCCGGACAAGGCGAAGACUCGGAAAGUAAUCCAAAUAACAAUGUGAUAAGUACUACCGGUAAUGAUAACAGUGGCGGCGGGGGCGAACUCGAUGUGGACCCUCCACCACCCAGCAAUUCAGCAGCUCCUGAAAUUCACUCCAAUUCGAAUUCUAACACGUCCUUCACCUCUGCCCUCUUCUCCCUCAAGAGGUCGAACAGCAUGUCGUACCCGUUCGGGGGAGGGAGUGGUGGGUCAAGUCGGAGCAGUUGUCAGCAAGAUGACCAAAACCCGGCGAAUACAACCACGACCUCGACGACGACUCAUUGCGACUCUGGAAUUUCAAUGUCAUUCUCAUUCUCAUUAAAUAACAAUAAUAAUACAAAUUCGUCCUCUUCGAGUAGUCCGAGUCCGCACAAAAUCUCGAAAAGGUCUUUAAGUGAGACGGACGUGGUGAACACGACGACAACGACGGCUCACUUCGCUCACUCGGUGGAAAGCAAUUUGGCGACUGGAAGUGGGUGUGACGGUAGUGAAGCGUCCUGUAGUCCUCCAAUAACAACGACGACCACGACGAGUGAAAGUACUGCAAGAACUACAAACAAUUCGGUUACUUUUCAUAGUUCUAGUGAACAAGAAUCGAGUGCAGGUGAACCACCGCAGAGUGAGACAAGUACUAAUAUUCCCAAAAGUGGGGGUGGUGGCGGUGGUGGUGUGGUUGUGCCAAAAGGGUGGAAACGUGAGAUUUAUUUUGCCAAAGAUGCUGUUACCGUGUUUUAUAUCAGUCCGAGUGAAACAAAGUUGAAGAGUUUGGACGAGUUGAAGAACUACAUCUGCUCCGAUGGGACAUGCAAAUGCGGACUCAGCUGCCCAUUAAGACUCGAUCAUGCGUUCAGUUUUGAUCCAAAGGUGAUAAGCGUAUCUUGUGAGAAACGUCAAAAACGUACCAAUUCUGAAGAUGACUUAAUGUACCUCACCGGCUUUAAGGAGCACACGGAUGAAGAAGAAGUAGUCGAAGAUGAACCCAAAACCACGUUGUGCAAUCAUUACAAAAGAAAAAUCCCAAAAUCUGAGGAUUCACCUUUGAUCUCUUCUACGAGAGAGGAUUUAGGAGAUUGUCCCAACAAUGGGAGUAAAAAACGGAGAAUUAGUGAAUCUUCGGACUUUUCUGUGUCAUCGAAUCCUGGACUUGGACCUGGAAAUGCGACGCCCACUUAUCAAACGACGUCAUCAAGUAAGGGCUCCCCCACCCCGCCAACCCUUCAGUCUAGAAACACGUUUUCAUCAUCACGAGGCCUCCAUGUCGCUGUCCCAUGUUCUCAACAAAGUCCCGACACGACGACACAAACACCACAGACGGAAAUGUCCCCAGCUUCCUCGGUGGGAUCGGAACGUUCCUUCACCACGACGAGUCGACCACUUCGAUCUACUCCGACUCCACCGUCGUCAUCCUCGUCUUCUUCGACCACACCGCUUGGAAAAUCCAGUCCGCCCGGUGUCAUGACAAGAAGUGCGGCCGCAGCGACGAAGAAUGACAAUUUAACCGCUUCGCCUAAUACUACACCUCCGCCCACGAGUAAUUCCCCCACCAUCACAACUACUCCACCAACGACCACGACUACAUCAUCAUCCACCAGAAAAGCAUCUUCUAACCAGCCCCACAUUAGUACAACGACAACGAGCCAAAAAUGUGGUGGCAGAGAAAAGUCUCCUUGUCCCAAUGUGGAUGUGAGGUCACUUCCCACCGAAGGAAAUCGUCCCCCGCAGCCAGGAAAGGAAACGGUGUCGAGUAAUUCGCCCCCGCCCGUCGUAAUUGUGCCAUCAUUGCCGCCAUCAAGUACGACCACGACGACGAUAAUAACUCCUCCCACUCUGCCUCCCUUGGUGGACUUGUCUGGAAACCUGCUCGGACUUUCGUCCACCCCGACAACAACUAUUUCAACAUCAUCAUCACCUUCUUCUAGUCAGUAUACGCUAACUCCGCUCAGCCUUGCGGAUUGCACGAAUAACACGACCAUCACACCAGCCACGACCACCACGACGACGACAACUUGUAACCUGUCCACUUUACCAAUGACGAUGAAUAUGAGUCUCAACUCGAACGGUUGUGGUUUCACGUUGUCCCCCAUUGUUCAUUCUGGGACGGGGAUGAGCAUAUUGAAUUCUCCACUUACAAUUCCAACCUUAGAUCUCCAGAAAUUAAUCGGGGCUGACGGGACGCUCCAGCAACAGCACACGUUCCUCCCACAAUUCCAACCACAAGUCCUCUUCUCGAUCCCAAGUAAUAAUAACAACGCGACGAAUAACACUGGUGGGCAGCAGCUCACCCAAAUCCAGCCAUUGGUCAAUACCACGUCACUCAAUGGUGCCACGGUCGUAAUGGAGAAGGUCAGUUCGGGAGAGAAAGCUGCAGACUCAUCAGCAGAGAAAUCUCCGCUCCAAUUAGUUCAGGAUGUGGUGAAUCGUGUCGAUGAGAAGAAGAAGAAAGACGGAGAAGGAACGACAGAAGCAGAUCCUUCCAAAUCUGAUUCAACAUCCGAUACCAAAAGUGAUGAUGGAGCGAGCAAUAAUGACGAUAAUGAUGACGGUGAUAAGAGCAAAAAGACGGGAGGAGAAGUCGUUAGCCCUGUAAAUGACUCAUCUUCCUUGGAGAAAAGUAGUACAAAUCCAUCAGAUAAAGCAGCAGGCGGAGGAGAGGAAAGUCCUUCCACAGAGAAAUCAACGAGUGAUGGCACACCGACAGCGAAAUCUGCUACAGACAAGAUACUGCCCAAGCAGCCUGACUCUGUCACCACCCAACUACCACCCCAACAACAACACCAAUUCAUCCAACAGAUCCCACAAACCGUCACGGUGUCCUCCACCCCGCAAAUCUUUCUCCAACAGAGCGGUGGUCAACCCACAUUUACCACGUCGUCAAUCCCAACCAGCGAUGCUUUCGGCCAAAUGCGUUACCCAAUUAUUCAAACGAUUCAACCAUUCUUCUCCACGGGAGGCCAACUCAUCUUCUCAUCACCGAAUCAGGCGCAACAAGGCCAAGGCAACACGACUGGGGAUCCAUCCUCCAUCCUGCAACAAGGGCAGCAACAGCACCAGCCAAGCAUUCAGCAGCAACCUCAGCAACAGUCUUUCAUCUACCAUCACCAAGAUGCCCAUCAAGCCCAUCAACCCUUCUCCGCCAUUCUGGGGGACGGUACAACCAUGCCGUUCAUGUUUGACCCGGCCGCGGGCACCUUUAUUUCCCCCCUGACCUUGCAGUCCAACAAUAAUGCUACCACCCCAGGGGGGAAGAAGAAGAAGAAGCGUCUCUCCAAGAAACAGCAGCAGCAACAAGCCCACCUCCAACUCCAGCAGCAACUACUCAUCCAACAAAUCCAGGCUCAACAGCAAGCCCAGCAAGCUUUAUCGGCCGCCUUCUCGUCUCCCUUGACCAUUUUCCCGCAGUCCUUCCCCCUCAGCCUGCAACCUAUGGGGAUGAAUAUGAACAUGAAUAUGAACAUGCCCUUCUUCCAGCCUCAAACUAUACUCACGCUGCCGAACCUUAUUCUCAAUCCGGCCGAUGGGACGCUGUUCCUCCAGCCAAGUGCUCCCGUCGCCACGCAGCAGCAAGCCACCACACUUGGCCAGCAGCAACAGCAGCAAGGAAACGUUCAGCUCCAGCAAGGGCAGCUUAUCGGUGGUGGUUUAAAUCGUUCCAGCCUUCCAACGAAUCCGCUCAUUGCGCCGAAAAAGGACGAAACUGGGUCAUCAUCAUUAUCAAAACCUGGCUCCGAGUCGGGAUCUUCGGACGAUCUGCGGAGGAAUAAUCCAACUCCGGACUCGAGCACGGGGGACAUUGGGGCAGCGGGUGGGGUGACACAACUCGGGAUAUUGGCCGGGUGUGGGGGAAGUAGUGGGAGUAAUUCCUCCUCCACAACAACGACGCCAAUCCCCAGUCCGAUAAUUAGCGUGGGUGGUGGCGGCGGCAAUGGUGGUGGUGGCUUAAUUCCUUUGGGACCAGGACAUCAAACGACGACGACAACUACCGUGCUUCCGGUGGUGAAGAAAGCCUCAAUCAGCAAGUCUAGAGCUGUCAGUAGUAGUUCCACGGUUAAGAGGAUUUUCCACCAGAAACAAAUCCUACCAAAAAUUGAUUCUACUACACCAUCGAAUGAUUAGUAGAUUAAAAAUACCUUCCAAUAAUAAGUUUCUCUCAAUUGGAAGGAAUUGAGCAGGAAUCCAAGAAAAUAGUUAUAAAUAGGACGAAAUUGAGUUAAUUUCGACUGGAAACCUUACAUUUGUUGGUAAUGCAUACAUGUAACAUGCGAAAGUUGAGUUUUACAAAAGAUCUGGGUGCUAUAUAUUCAUUACAUUUACAUUUAUAAAACUGGAUCGUCGUGUAUGCAUUAUAAAAUUACUAAUUUACAUAAACACUAAGCUACUCGUACGCAUAUUAACAAAACUAAUGAUAUUAUUACGACAACAGUAUGAAUACAACCAACCAAACACAAGUCCGAAUAACAUUCAAUAUUACUGCGUAGCUUUUUGAAAUCCUGGUGCAUUUAUCCUUUUCGUCACAUUUUUAUUUUGUAUUUUAAAAAAAAGAUCUGUUUUUAAAUCAAAGUUUUGUUGGAAAUCUCACACAUAAAUAACGACUGAGAAAAAGGGAUAGGAAUUUCCACAUUCACUAUAUUUUCAACAAAUUAUGACUAAUUUUUAUAACGAGAAGACAGUUUUCUUUUUAACUUAUAUCCCAAAAUGUAGUUUGUCUGUUCUCAUUUAUUUCAAACUAUUUGUAGCAAUUGAGACCUCCCAGCGUAUGGUCUCAGAUUUUGACCAAAUUAGUGUCACACGGAUGAUAACAAAUUUAAUUAGUAUGAAAUUUGCAAAUUGUACGAUCUGCCAAAACCUGAGAAUUGGCAGAUAGUUUCUUUUGCAAAUUUCACAUUUAUUAAAUUUGUGAUCGAUUGACACUAACUUAAUCAAAAUCAGAGAUCACACGCUGAGAGACCUCCAUUGUACGUAGGUAAAUUAUGAAACCCUUGUGAUAGCAGUUUAACAUUUGUUAUUUUAUUAUACUUGAUUUUAAGUCGUUGACCGGUGUUGAAAAAUUUAAUUUUAACCCUUUACCGUGUAUGAUUGACGACAAGAAAACGCAUUAAAUCGGGGACACUAUAAGUAUGUUGUGGUCAUGACGCGGGAGGAGAAAUUCAGGUGUUUUUAAUAAAACUCGAAAAACUGAAAAA
Molecule: messenger RNA, 8204 nt
Organism: Folsomia candida
Lineage: Eukaryota; Metazoa; Arthropoda; Collembola; Entomobryomorpha; Isotomidae
Product: mucin-12
Exons: 6
Coding region: 925-7137 (2070 amino acids)
Cellular component (GO): chromocenter; nucleus
Molecular function (GO): DNA binding; chromatin binding
Source: RefSeq, a predicted model, not a curated record